AUGGCCGGAGGUCAGGCAAACGGCGCGAAUGGCGUAAACGGCGCUGGCACCAUGUUCCCACCACCACGAUACUCGGACGUGCCCAGUUCUAUUACCAUCUCGGUCGCCGAUGAGGAAGGAGGCCAGCUGGAUGUUGAGAUCCCGCUCGAUGACCAGAUCCAAGACGACCCAACCGAGUUAUGCGACAUUCUCGAGGCCGAGAAGAGCGCGACAUCAACGUGGGUGCAGGUCGCCGUCGCCUAUGCAAAGCACAAGCGCAUAGACACGGCCAUAGACGUGCUGAAACAGGCCACGGGCGUCUUCAACCGCGCCCACAGUGAAGUCCGCCUCAGCAUCCUCAACGGCCUGUGUUGGCUGUAUCUGCAAAAGUGUCGCGAAGCACCGCGUGUGAAGCCCCAUGGCGACACCAAGCUGAAGGACUUCUGGAUCCAAUCCGCUACCGGAGUGCUCAACGAUGCCUCGCGAAUUAGUCCCUCGCACCCUCCCUUGUUUCUGGCUCGCGGCGUCUUAUACCUCCUCAAGGCCUCCCUCCAGGGUCCAGCCACAGCCGCUGGCUCGACCGUUAGUCCAGAGCGCAUGGAGACGCUCAAGCAGGCCGCAAAGUGCUUCGAGGACGCGCUGAGAGCUUCUGGUGGAAGGAACCUCAUGGCCAAGAUGGGCAAGGCGCGCGUGAACUACUCCAUGGGCAAGUGGGCAGACGCUCUAAAGGGCUAUCAGAACAUCCUCGAGAGUUCGCCAGACCUCCUCGACCCAGAUCCACGUAUCGGUAUCGGCUGCUGCUUCUGGCAAUUGGGCCACAAGGACGAAGCUGCCACCGCCUGGCAAAGGUCGCUCGAACUCAACCCAAAGUCUAAAAUCGCCCUGAUCCUCCUCGGCAUCUACAACUUCCAAUUGACUGCUAACCUGUCCACCGCCGAUCCCAAGUUUGCCGCCUUGAUCAAGAAGGCAACGGGCGAAUACAUCCAGCCUGCGUUGAAGUUGGAUAACCAAUACCCUCUGAGUUGCGCAACAGUCGGAACCUACCUCAUACUCAGGAAGGACCUGGGAAAGACCGAGGAUGUAGCCAGGCGCGCCAUCGAGCUUACCGACACCAACGCUAUUGCCAGUGAUGGCUGGUAUCUCCGGGCCAAGAUUGCGCACCAGCAGGAGAACACGACCCUCGCAGCAGAAUACUACUCCAAGUCCGACCAGGCUCGCGGAGGCGAAGAGCGGGGCUAUAUACCAGCAAAGUUCGGUCUGGCUCAGAUGAAUGUCUUGAUGAGCAACUAUGACGGUGCCAAGUUCCGUCUAGAAAAGAUCCUCCAGCAAUCACCCAACGUGGAAGCGCAAACAUUGCUGGGUACUCUCUAUGCUGAGGAUGUAUUUGCUGCUCAGAACAGCAAAUCCACAGAGGACAAGUCUGCCGAGUUGAGAAAGGCACUCAAAUAUCUGGAAAGCGUCCAGAACGCAUGGAAGGACCCCAAGAAGAAGGUCAUACCUGACCAGUCCGUGCUGCUCAACCUGGCUCGUCUCUACGAGACGGAUCACCCCGAGAAGAGCUUGAAGUGCCUCGAAGAGGUGGAGCAGAUGGAGAUUGAUGCCAUUCCAGAAGAAGACUACCCAGAGGGCCUGGAAGAGGGUGCCGAACUCAAAGCCGCACUCCGUCAACUACUGCCACCACAACUUCUCAACAACAUGGGUUGCUUCCAGUUCCAGGCGGAGCGCUACGUCCGAGCUCAGGAGCUUUUCCAGGUCGCUCUCAACGCUUGUGUCAAUGCCGAAAACCGUGACAACACCAUCGAUACAGAUGCACUCGUCACUUCCAUCAGCUUUAACCUCGCUCGAACCUACGAAGCCGAGGGUGAGCCAGAGGAAGCCAAGAAAGUCUACAAUAGUCUACUCCAACGACACCCCGACUAUGUUGACGCACGCAUUCGUCUGACCUACAUCGCCCUCAAAGAACACCCUCAAGACGAAGGCCCAAGGGCAAUGAAGGAUCUCUUCAAAGAGAACGAAGACAACGUCGAGGUCCGAGCGCUCUAUGGAUGGUAUGUGAACAAGUCGAAGAAGAGGACGCAGAAUUUCGCGGCCGACGAAGAGCAACGCCUUUAUAAGCACACUCUACAAAAAUCGGACAAGCACGAUCGGUACUCACUCAUGGGUAUGGGCAACAUUCAUCUUGCCAUUGCUCGUGAAAUGCCUCGCAGUUCAGAGCAAGACAAGGAGAAGCGCCGAAAAGGUUACGAGCGAGCCGUCGAGUUCUUCGACAAGGUGCUGCAACUGGACCCCAAGAACGCAUAUGCAGCGCAGGGUAUCGCCAUCGCCUUGGUUGAGGAUAAAAAGGACUACUCGACAGCUCUGCAAAUCUUCACAAAGGUCAAGGAGACGCUCAAGGAUCACAGCGUCUAUGUCAACUUGGGUCAUACAUACUGCGAGAUCAAACAGUACGCUCGAGCCAUUGAAAAUUAUGAAGCCGCUCUGUCAAAGAACCAACACAAUAACCCGAAGAUCUUGGCCUGCCUUGGACGAACCUGGUACCUUCGAGCCCGACACGAGCGCAGUGUAGCCGGUAUCCGAACUGCACUCGACUACUCAAAACAAGCUCUCAAGGCUGCUCCAUCAGAUCUCAACUCCCAAUUCAACGUCGCCUUUGUCCAGUUCCAGAUCGCUACCAUGGUUUACUCUCUCCCGGAGCAGCAGCGUACUCUUCAAGAGGUCGAUGAGGCUGCCACGGGUCUCACAGAAGCCAUCGAAGCGCUUGAGAAGCUCGCCAAAGAGGAAAAUCCGCCUUUCCCACGCGCGGAUAUCACAUCUCGUGCAAACAUGGGUCGCAACACCAUGGUCAGGCAAUUGGAGCGCGCCCGCGAAAAGCAGGCUGCAUACGAAGGCGAGAACGCAACCAAGCUCGACGCAGCACGCCGUCUCCGCGAAGCAGAAGUCCGUCGACGAGAAGAAGAGAAGAAACGCGCGGAAGAAGAAGCUCUGGAGAAGAAGCGCAAGUACGCCGAGGAACAGGAACGCCUUAUCCGUCGCGACCGCGAGCUCAUGGAAAAGCGCAACGAAGAAGAGCGCAGACGUAUGGAGGAAGACGAAGACAAGGAACUUCGCAAGGCGGAGCGCAAAGCCCGUGGGCCCAAGGGCCCCAAACGCAAGAAGAAGGACGCAGACUCUGAUACCGACGGUCUGCCCUCGGACGACGAUGAGCCCCGGUCAAGGCGAAGGAGGACUACGGCUAGUGCCACGGAAGAUCCAUCCGAUGACGAGCGCCCCCGCGAGAAGAAGAAGAGGAAGCUUGCCCGCAAGAGCGAACCGGCUGGGAAAUUCAAAUCCGCAGAGUUUAUCGACGAUGAGAGCGACGACGAGGAGCCUGCACAUGAUGCCGACAAAGCUGAGGCUAACGCUGCAACUGACGAUGCUGCUGCUCCGCGUCCCCGCAAGGCCCGCGUCGUAGACGACGAUGAUGAAGAUGACGAUGCUAUUGCUGCGCCCAAGUCAAACGGUGAUGUCGCUAUGGAUGACGAUGAGGAUGAGUAG
Pyrenophora tritici-repentis Pt-1C-BFP is the source of this 3513-nucleotide messenger RNA. Lineage: Eukaryota; Fungi; Ascomycota; Dothideomycetes; Pleosporales; Pleosporaceae. The record is from RefSeq and is a predicted model, not a curated record.